This is a messenger RNA of Erythranthe guttata (spotted monkey flower), 1263 nucleotides long. Lineage: Eukaryota; Viridiplantae; Streptophyta; Magnoliopsida; Lamiales; Phrymaceae. The record is from RefSeq and is a predicted model, not a curated record.
AUGGCUGAUAAGAGUCUACCUUUCUUUAAAAUAUUGAGGAAAACAGCUCAAUUCGAAUGGACUAACGAGUGCCAGCUCGCAUUCGAUGCAUUAAAACGAUCCCUCACUUGUCUGCCGAUUCUUAGCACUCCUGAAAAGGGCGAAACUCUGUUCGUAUACCUAUCGGUAGACGACGAAUCAAUCAGCUCGGUCUUGUUCAAAGAGGUGAAUAACCAGCAAAAGCCGAUCUACUAUACUAGUAAAAUCCUGACUACGUCGGAAAGCAAAUAUUCUGAAGUCGAAAAAAUAGCGUAUGCUCUGGUCCUCACUACGCGACGACUCCGGCCUUACUUCCUGUCGCAUACCAUGGUAAUCCGUACAAGUCUACCACUUCGGCAAACCCUAGGUCAACCUACUGCGUCAGGACGAAUUGUUAAAUGGGCCAUCGAAUUAGGACAAUACGAGAUUCAGUAUCAACCCCGCACCUCGGUUAAAGGGCAGGCCCUGGUAGACUUCAUCCGGGAGACUACCAGAAUACCUAUCGAAAAAGAGUGGAAAAUUUAUGUGGACGGGUCAUCUACAGCAACAGGGGCAGGGGCAGGAAUAAUAGUCAUUGAUCCUACGGGAACGGAGGUCGAGUUCGCUGUCAAACUACCCCGGGUUUCUAAUAACGAAGCAGAAUACGAAGCUUUCAUCCGAGGAAUGGAGAUUGCUCACGAGCUCGGAGCGCGAGUGGUGCGAAUAUACUCCGAUUCACAAUUGGUGAUACACCAACUAGAAGGAGAUUACGAAGUAAAAAACGAUAGAAUGAAGGGAUAUGUGAAUAAAGCUCGAGCAGUACAAGAAACCUUCGAAGCCUGCACGGUGCAUCAACUUCCGAGGAGCGACAACCAACGAGCUGACUUCCUCGCUAAGAUUGGGUCGUCAGUCGUUGACUGUGUUGAACGAAAAAUCACCAUCCUCAUUGCCCCUACCCCGAUGCAGGGAGUCAUGAUGAUCGAUGAAGAAUCUGACUGGAGAACACCUUUGUUCAAAUAUUUCAGAGGAGAGCGUUUUGGCACGAAGAGGGAACAACAUCGUUUGGCAUAUAAAGCGAGGCACUUUUAUGUGCGGCACGAGAUAUUAUACAAGAGGAACUUCACCACGGUAGAUGCGAGAUGCCUAGGAAAACAAGAGGUGAAACAUGUCCUGGACGAAGUACACCGAGGAGGUUGCGGAGAGCAUGGAGGAGCUCGGGCCCUCAUACAGAAAUACAUCGGGCCGGAUACUAUUGGCCCGGUAUGA